GCCAGCCUUCUCGGUGAUGGAGCAGUGAGGACGCCGUCACUGGACUGUUCCCUGUAGAACAUUUCCAAUUUUCUAUCACCUCCAACCGUUGUUUCUUUUUAACUUUUUUUGCCCUAUCUGUUUGCUGCCAUGCUGCGGGUCAUAAUAGAGUCAGCCAAGGGUCUCCCUAAAAAGAAACUCGGCAGUCCUGACCCAAUUGCUUCUGUGAUUUUCAAAGAUGAGAAGAAGAAAACCAAAUGGAUCGAUAAUGAGGUGAACCCUGUGUGGAAUGAGGUGCUUGAGUUCGACCUGAAAGGCAUUCCGCUGGACUCCGGCUCACAGUUAGACGUGGUUGUGAAAGACUAUGAGACAAUUGGGAAAGAUAAAUUUAUUGGGUCUGCUAAAGUUUCUUUAAGAGACCUUUCCUCUGGAAAGGUGAGAUCUCUGCCAUCCAAGAAUGUUCCGCUGGUCAAUGAAAAUGGACAGGGGAUUGGAGCAACAAUAGAUAUGGUGGUGGCCUAUGACCCUCCAGCCAAUGCUGCACCCAACCCCAACAAUCCUCCAGAUGAAAACGCUACAGUGGAUGCUGGAGGAGGUGGUGGAGGAGGUGGGGAUGAGGAGGGGAGUGAGACUGUUCCAGACGCGGGCCCAAGUGGCUCAGCAGGAGUCCCUUCAUCCUCUGGCCAGGCUGUUGGUGUUCGCCAGAGGCUGACCCGGGCACAGAGUCGCCAUAGACUCGUGAAUAAACCUCAGGACUUCCAGAUCCGUGUUCGGGUCAUCGAAGCCCGUCAGUUGUCUGGAAACAACAUCAAACCUGUGGUGAAGGUUCAUGUGUGUGGACAGACCCACAGGACGAGGAUAAAGAAGGGAAAUAACCCGUUCUUUGAUGAGAUGUUCUUCUACAACGUUCAUAUGCUGCCAUCGGAUUUGUUUGAACAGAACAUCAGUUUCCGGGUCUAUAAUUCAUAUUCACUGAGGGCCGACAGUCUCAUGGGAGCGUUCAUGCUGGAUGUUGGUUAUGUUUAUGAUGAACCAGACCAUUGCGUGAUGAGGAAGUGGCUCCUGUUGAAUGACCCAGAUGACUCCAGCUCUGGUGCUAAAGGCUACCUGAAAGUCAGCCUCUUUGUUGUCGGCGCAGGAGACGAGCCUCCGGUGGAGAAGAGGGAUUCUAAUGAUGACCAGGAUGAUAUAGAGAGCAACCUGCUGCUGCCUGCAGGUGUAACUCUGCGAUGGGUCACCCUGUCAUUAAAGGUGUUCAGGGCUGAGGACAUUCCCCAGAUGGAUGAUGCAUUUAUCCAGACACUGAAAGGGAUCUUUGGAGGAGAGAAAAACAAGAAGAACCUGGUGGAUCCUUUUCUAGAGGCUCGCUUUGCUGGCAAAAAGUUGUGCACUCAGAUCAUUGAGAAGAAUGCAAAUCCGGAGUGGAACCAAGUUUUGAACCUUCAAGUCAAGUUCCCAUCCAUGUGCGAGCGUGUGAAGCUGACGGUAUAUGACUGGGAUCGUAUGACAGGAAAUGAUGCUGUUGGAACCACAUACCUGAACUUGACCCAGAUUGCCUCCUCUGGUGGUGAAAUAGAAGAGGAACAUGCAGAAAAUCGGGAAAUGCCGUCAUUUAAAGCUGAGUCUGGAGAAUCAGAGGUGGGUUUCCUGCCUGUGUUUGGGCCCUGCUACAUCAACCUGUACGGCAGUCCGAGAGAGUUCACAGGCCUCCCAGACCCCUACAAGGCUCUAAAUCUUGGCGAGGGAGAAGGAGUGGCCUACAGGGGCAGGAUACUGGUGGAGCUCUCCACUAAGCUGGAAGGGAAAGCUGAUAAAACGAUUGACAGUAUCCACAGUGAUGACAUCCUUGUGGUCCAGAAGUACCAAAGGAGAAGGAAAUACUGUCUGUGUGCAGUCUUCCACAGCGCCUCCAUGAUUCAGGAACCUGGUGAACCGGUCCUAUUUGAGGUCAGCAUUGGUAACUAUGGCAACAAACUUGACACCACCUGCAAACCCCUAGCCUCCACCACUCGGUACAGCAGUGCUGUGUUUGAUGGUAACCAAUACUACUACCUGCCCUGGGCAAACACUAAACCAGUGGUUGUGCUCACGUCCUUCUGGGAGGACAUCAGUCACCGCCUCGAUACUGUCAACAUCAUCCUCUACAUUACACGCCGCCUGCAAAUCAACCUGGAUGCAUUUAAAACCGCCAUACUGGCUAAAGUCUCCGACAACCAACUCACAGAGGUGUGGAUGAAGUUACUCGAUCAGUUGAUUGAAGACCUUGACAGUUUCCCCACUCCUGAGCUGGAGGGCCGCUCCAACCUGACAUCUCUAGACAUCCAAAUCAAGAAACUGCGAGACGGCGCUCUAGCCUCCGUCAAGGAUGCUGCAAGACGCAUGAGAGAGGAGGCCAGAGAAAUCCCAGACACUCUGCCGGACAUAGAAGCCUGGGUGGACAAACUUAAUCAGGUGGCCGAGGAGCCUCAGAACAGCAUGCCUGACGUGGUCAUCUGGAUGCUGCGGGGUGAGAAGAGGGUGGCCUACAGUCGUAUUCCGGCUCACCAGAUCCUUUAUUCCUCUUACAGCGACCAGGCCUGCGGGCAGCACUGUGGCAAGACUCGGACCAUCUUUCUAAAGUACCCCAUGGAUAAGACCAAAGGCUUGAAGGUGCCAGUCCAGAUAAGGGUCAACAUGUGGUUUGGCCUCUCUGCACAUGAGAAAAUGUUCAACGCAUUCUCAGAAGGAACAUUCACUGUGUUUGCUGAACUGUAUGAAAACCAGGCUAAAGUCUUUGGGAACUGGGGGACCACAGGGCUGGUGGGCCGCUAUAAAUUCUCAGAUGUGACGGGAAAACUGAAGCUGAAGAAAGAGUACUUCAUUCCACCCAGAGGAUGGGAGUGGGAGUCUGACUGGUUCAUUGAUCCAGAAAAGGCCCUGCUAACUGAGGCAGACGCCGGACACACGGAAUUUAUGGAUGAAGUUUUCCAGAAUGAGACCCGUUUUCCUGGUGGAGAGUGGAAAGCCGCCUCGGAACCAUUCACAGAUGUGAAUGGAGAGAAAAGCCGUAACCCUACAGAGUUCGACUGUCCUGCAGGCUGGACAUGGGAAGACACUUGGACUGUGGACAUCAACAGAGCUGUGGACGACCAAGGCUGGGAGUAUGGGUUGACCAUUCCUCCAGAUGAGAAACCUCGAUCCUGGGUCCCUGCUGAGAAGAUGUACCACAUCCACCGCAGGAGAAGGCUGGUUCGGCCUCGAAAGAGAGAUGCACGUCCCGCAGGAGCAGCAGUGGAGAGAAGAGAUCAAGGUGACCCAGAGGGAUGGGAAUUCUCGUCUCUGAUUGGCUGGAAAUUCCAUCGAAAUGAGCGCUCCUCAGACUCAUUUCGUCAAAGGCGCUGGAGGCGAAAGAUGGCACCCGAAGAUCGCCUUGGAGCUUGUGCCAUCUUUCAACUGGAGGGUGCAUUAGGUAUUGACACAGAGGAGAAAGAAAAAGGCUCCAAAGGAGAUGCCACCAAGCUGUUUGGUGCCAACACGCCCACUGUGUCCUGCUCCUUUGACAGGUCAUAUACGUACCACCUCCGCGUCUAUCUCUAUCAGGCAAGAAACCUGACGUCUAUGGAUAAAGAUAGUUUCUCUGAUCCAUAUGUGCACGUUUCCUUCCUUUAUGUUAGCAAGACAACUGAGAAGCUCAGAGCAACGCUGAACCCAACCUGGGACCAAACUCUGAUUUUCAAUGAUGUGGAGAUUCAUGGAGACCCCAAAAACGUCGGUGACAAUCCUCCUGAUGUAGUGCUGGAGUUCUACGACAGUGACCAAGUGGGGAAGGAUGAGCUGCUCGGCCGCAGUGUUUGCACCCCGUUGGUGAAGCUGAACUCCAGCAUGGAUCAGACGCCCAAACUGCUGUGGCGUCCCGUCAUCCGGAAGGGGAAGAAGUCUGGGGAAACACUCGUAGCAGCUGAACUAAUUCUUAAAGACAAGUCAGGUAAAUGGGAUCUUCCCCUGGUUCCCCCAAAAAGAGCAGAAAACCUCUAUAUGGUUCCUCAGGGUAUCCGACCCGUGGUGCAGCUCACAGCUGUGGAGAUUCUUGCAUGGGGUCUGAGGAACAUGAAGACAUACCAGCUCGCUGCAGUAUCUUCCCCCAGUCUGGUGGUGGAGUGUGGGGGCCAAAGGGUGGAGUCUGCUGUGAUCAAGAACAUGAAAAAGAGUCCCAACUUCCCCAACUCUGUCCUCUUCAUCAAAGUGCUCCUUCCUAAGGAUGAGAUGUACAUUCCUCCCAUCGUUGUAAAGGUGAUCGACCAUCGUCCGUUUGGCAGGAAGCCUGUGGUCGGUCAGUGCACCAUCACGUCUCUGGAGGAGUUCAGAUGUGACCCGUAUGUUGUCGUUUCAGAGGGCGCUAGGGCCUCCAAGAUGGCUCUGAUGAGCGCACCCCGUAAAGAUGUUUCCAUCACCGUGGAAGAGGCCCGACCAUUGUUGGAGGCUCGGUUUUUGUACAGUAUGUCUGCUGCUUUCAACAAACUGGCCACCCCAACUUCCCAAUUUCAUGCAGAAAAGGAAAAGGAAACGGUUGAUUGGUGGAGUAAAUUCUACGCUUCAGUUGGAGACCAGGAGAAAUGUGGCCCUUACAUAAGAAAAGGCUACGAUACACUUAAAGUGUAUGACUGUGAGUUGGAAAACGUCCAAGAGUUCAAAGGGUUGACUGACUUCUGCAACACGUUCAAACUCCAUCAAGGCAAGAAUGAAAAUGGGGACGAAGACCCCAGUGUGGUUGGCGAGUUCAAGGGUGCGUUCAAGGUGUACCCCCUGCCGGAUGACCCAAGUGUUGCUGCCCCGCCCCGACAGUUCAGAGAGCUGCCGGAAAGCGGACCUCAGGAGUGUCUGGUCAGGAUUUAUGUGAUUCGGGCGAUUGACCUGCAGCCUAAAGACAACAAUGGCAGGUGCGAUCCGUACAUAAAAAUAUCAGUGGGAAGAAAUACAGUCGAUGACAGAGAUCAUUACUUGCCCAACACCAUAAACCCUGUGUUUGGAAGGAUGUUUGAGAUGACGUGUUUCCUGCCUCAAGACAAAGACCUGAAAAUCUCAGUUUAUGACUAUGAUCUCCUGACUCGUGAUGAGAAGGUCGGUGAGACUGUGAUUGACCUGGAGAACCGCUUACUGUCUCGUUAUAACUCCUAUUGUGGCCUUCCUCAGAGCUACUGCAUCUCUGGCAUCAACCAGUGGCGGGACCAGCUGAAACCGUCUCAGAUCCUGGAGCACCUGGCUCGUCUGAAGGGGCUGUCCAGACCCAGGACAGAAGACAACGGGACGUCGCUUACUUUCAACGGAAAAGAUUACACAUUGGCUCAGUUUGAGAGCAACACAGAAAUUCACCAGCACUUGGGCCCACCCUGGGAACGUCUCUGUCUGCAUGUCCUUAGAACACAUGGGCUUGUUCCUGAACAUGUGGAGACCAGGACACUUUACAGCUCCUUCCAGCCCAAUCUCUCUCAGGGAAGGCUGCAGAUGUGGGUGGAUGUGUUCCCAAAAAGCAUCGGACUCCCCGGUCCUCCUUUUGACGUUACACCCCGCAAACCUAAAAAGUAUUUCCUGCGGGCUGUCAUCUGGAACACCACAGAUGUAACUCUGGAUGAAACCAGCAUCACAGGAGAGAACAUGAGUGAUAUCUAUGUGAAAGGCUGGAUGCCAGGCAUGGAGGAGGACAAACAGAAGACUGACGUCCACUACAGGUCUCUGGAUGGAGACGGCAACUUUAACUGGCGGUUUGUCUAUGGCUUUGACUAUCUGCCAGCUGAACAGCUCUGCCUUGUGUCCAAGAAGGAACACUUUUGGAGUCUUGACAAUACAGAGUUCAGGAUUCCCCCCAAGCUGAUUGUUCAGAUAUGGGAUAACGACAAAUUCUCAUUGGAUGAUUACUUGGGUGUGCUGGAGCUGGAUUUACGCAAGCUGGUCCCUCCGGCCAAGACCCCAGAGAAAUGCUCCCUGGACAUGAUGGAUAAUCUGGAAACCGGACCACCAGACAAACUGAAGAUGGUCAAGUCGCUCUUUGCUCAGCAGUCUGUCAGAGGCUGGUGGCCUUGCUCCAUGGAACAAGAUGGCAAGAAGGUCCUGGGUGGCAAGGUGGAGAUGAUGCUGGAGAUUGUGAGUGAAGCAGAAGCAGACGAGAGACCUGCAGGAAAAGGACGAGAUGAACCCAACAUGAACCCAAAGCUGGACCUUCCCAACCGUCCAGAAACAUCUUUCUUCUGGUUCACUAACCCAUGCAAGACCAUGAAGUUCAUUGUGUGGAGAAGGUUUAAAUGGGUGUUCAUUGGACUCAUCUUCCUCAUCAUCAUAGUGCUCUUCAUCGCCAUCCUGUUGUACUCUUUACCAAACUACAUCUCAAUGAAGAUCGUGAAGCCGCUUCAGUAACUCUACAGCAGAAUGUUGUUGCAACACAAGGAUUACACCGACUGCACACACUCAGGCGAACUGAAAAUGUUUUGCUUGUCUUUUACAGCUGAUAGUGUUUUAUUAUUGGGAAGGGGUGCUUGCAUAUUUGCACUGGUAACAUAACUAAAUAUACAUUUUGUCUGGACAACUUUGAUGUGACAAACGUGGGACUUUAAUGUUUCACACUUUGGUCUUAAAAACCACAGACUGGUGAUGAACUGUUUUAAUGCGUCACACACAGGUUCUGGUUCUGUGUUUGAGAGGCUGGUCUUGUACUGGAUCAGACCUUCCUGUCAGCUUGUCUCUGUGGGUAGUUUUCUGUACACGGUCACUGUUGGAAUCUAUUUAAGGUGAUAUGAGAUAUAAUUGUUCGUCUGUCACAAGGUGGGUUUUUGAUUAUUAUCAUCGAUUAUAUUGUGCCAACCCAUUUAUUCAGUCUGUCCUGUUUGUUUUUAUAAAGAAUAUUACAAAUGUUUAACAUGAAACUGAUUAUAGCUAACAGAAGAGGAUCUGUUGUGGUCCCUGUAGCACAUCACUUUCAAAAGAAUGUAAAACAGUAAUGGAGGAAAAACAAUAAAGAUCCUGCAAGUUUUAAA
This is a messenger RNA of Girardinichthys multiradiatus, 6983 nucleotides long. Its product is annotated as myoferlin-like. NCBI's taxonomy places the organism in Eukaryota, Metazoa, Chordata, Actinopteri, Cyprinodontiformes, Goodeidae. Gene Ontology annotation, biological process: membrane fusion; plasma membrane organization. Gene Ontology annotation, cellular component: membrane. The coding region runs from base 130 to 6366 and encodes 2078 amino acids. The transcript has 55 exons. The record is from RefSeq and is a predicted model, not a curated record.